Molecule: messenger RNA, 1856 nt
Organism: Nematolebias whitei (Rio pearlfish)
Lineage: Eukaryota; Metazoa; Chordata; Actinopteri; Cyprinodontiformes; Rivulidae
Gene: acvrl1
Product: activin A receptor like type 1
Exons: 10
Coding region: 196-1716 (506 amino acids)
Biological process (GO): cellular response to growth factor stimulus; protein phosphorylation; dorsal/ventral pattern formation
Cellular component (GO): plasma membrane; BMP receptor complex
Molecular function (GO): transforming growth factor beta receptor activity, type I; SMAD binding; ATP binding
Source: RefSeq, a predicted model, not a curated record
AGAUAAACAGGCUUUUCUGUGUUGAAACUUGCUCACUGCUUUUUUUUUUUUUUUUAAAGAAAGGGUCCCAUGUGAGUGGUUAUGCGCCUGGUCGUCAUCGAGGCUGGAAGAUGUGAGGUCUCACCGGAUGAAACAUCUGCAGCCUGUCUCUGACAUGGGACACCUGUCCAGUUAAAAGUCAAACAGAAAACAGAGAUGGGAAGCUCGGCUCUGCUCACAGUUGUGCUUGCCGGAGUGUUUCUGUGGAUUUCUGUUAUUCGUGCAGAGGGCCUUGACGACCCACAGGGUGAGAAGCUGCUGUGUACCUGCGAGAACGACAAAGGCACAUGCAGCAACGGAAUGUGCCGAGGAGACUACUGCUUCUACACCUGGGUUCACGGCAGAGAGGAGCGGGGAUGUUUCACCAAAGAUCACUUCAGAGAGCAGUGCUCCGGCUCCUUCAAAGGCCUUUUCACCCACUGCUGCACAGAGACCAAGUGCAACGCCUUCGUCACACCACCUCCAAAUAUUAAUGGGGAGCUCAUGACAACAACAUCUCCAGAAUUCCCUCAGCCAUCGUUGUGGAUCGCUGUGUCUUUGCUGCUCUCGUUCACGGCCGUGAGCGUGUGCAGCUUCGUGCUAUUAAUGCGCUUCCGACGAACCGCCGGCAAACUGAGAGACCCCGAAGACCGCGGUGCUAUGAUCAAAGUCCCCAACGGAGAUGACCCCACAUAUGGCGAUAUUUUUGAUGAGUUUUGUACAUCAGGGAGCGGAACAGGACUUCCAUACCUGGUCCAAAGGACUAUGGCUCGACAAAUCUCACUUGUUGAGUGUGUUGGUAAAGGCAGGUAUGGUGAGGUGUGGAGGGGAACGUGGAUGGGGGAGAGUGUAGCCGUCAAGAUAUUCUCCUCCAGGGACGAGCAGUCGUGGUUCAGAGAAACAGAGAUCUACAAUACUGUGCAGCUGUGCCAUGAAAACAUUCUGGGUUUUAUCGCGUCGGACAUGACGUCUAAGAACUCCAGUACCCAGUUGUGGCUCGUCACUCAUUUUCAUGAGUUGGGUUCCCUCUACGAUUUCCUGCAGUACAGCAGCCUGGAGCCAGAGGGCUGCCUGAGGAUGUGCCUGUCAGUGGCCUGCGGCCUAGUCCACCUCCACACUGAGAUUGUCAGCGCACAGGAGAAACCGGCAAUCGCCCACCGGGACCUGAAGAGCAGAAACAUCCUGGUGAAGCGAAACGGGCAGUGCUGCAUCGCGGAUCUAGGUCUGGCUGUGAUCCACUCUCAGUCUCAUGACUACCUGGAUGUGGGCAACAAUCCUCGCGUAGGGACGAAGCGUUACAUGGCUCCUGAAGUGCUGGACGAGACUAUUCGUUUGGACACUUUUGAGUCUUAUAAGCAAACUGACAUCUGGGCUCUUGGCCUGGUCUUCUGGGAAAUAGCCCGCAGGACAAACGUCAACGGAAUUGUGGAAGAGUACCGUCCUCCUUUCUUUGACCUGGUUCCUAUAGAUCCCAGCUUUGAGGAGAUGAAGAAAGUGGUUUGUGUGGACCAGCAGAGGCCCAGUCUGCACAACAGACUCCACUCACAUCCAAUCUUGUCCACCCUUGUGAAGCUCAUGAAGGAGUGUUGGUACCAGAACCCAACGGCCCGCCUCACAGCCUUGCGAGUGAAAAAGACUCUUUCCAAACUGGACACAGAAAGUGACUUCAGCAUGGAUAAACUCAAGAGGCACAUCUAGACACGAGCACCAGAGACUCAGACAAACACCACGUCAUAAUAACGAGUUUAAAUGUCUAGACUAGAUACCACCCAGCGGUUUCUUUUUGAUUUUUUUUUUUUUUUUUUAAGAAUUAAUUUACAUGUUUCCAGUUCCUCAAA